AUGUAUUCCUCAGACUCACAAUACCCCUCAGUGGUGCGGAAGUGGGACUAUUCCCUAAAGUAUUGCUAUAACCACAAGCAAAUCAUCGUCGAACUCGAGACUGAGAAGGAAAUUGCUCAGAAAGCCUUGAAAACUAUGAUGAAGCAGCGAAACGAAGCAGACGCCCUGUUGGCGGCCUUGAGCAGCACUGUCGACAGAGGUGAAGCUCUCCUUGAUGACAUUGGCGAACAAAUGUUUAACGUAGAAUGCGAUCUGCAAUCGCUGCAAGGUGGAUCGGAGGGGCAGAUCUCAAACACGAGGUUCAGGAAUCGCAGCGAAACUUGCGACGAAAUCAAACCUGAAAUCGAGGAAGGCCAACUAGAGCUGCGACGGCUCUUGGAGCAAUGUGAAGACAUCUCAGAGCAGUUGGAUCUCCAUCGUGACCAACUCUCGCUCAUACACAAGGUUCCCCCAGAGAUCAUUCGUAUCAUAUUCCUCUUCUGGGCCUCCGACAGGCAUUUUCUCCAAUCCCCAACUCAUGUCUCUCCAAGUGUUCUGACUGGCGUUUGUGUUGCCUGGAAGAAUAUUGCACUCGGAGUUGAUCAGAUUCCGCCCACCAUGCCACACGACAAUACAAACUCUGAGCACCCCGCUGGAUCACCAGUUGCGUCCAUGCUCGAUCUCUUCAUUCCCCAUCACUCUCGAUGGCAGAGAGUCCGUCUGAGAUACAGCGAUGCAUCGCCUGGUAAAGUUGUUACUGCCUUGCCAUUGCCCAUGAAUGCCACGUAUCCUUUACUUGAAGAGGUAUACUUGGACAAAGGUUACUGGUGGGCACAAGAAGAUCUAGACUGCAUCAAAUCCAUGAUGGUCUCCGCACCACGGCUCCAUUCCGUUACCUGGCUAAGCGAGAAAUCAUACAAAAUGCUUGCCUUUCCAUGGAAGCAGCUCACACACUUCUCGCAGGGCCCCAUUGCCACUAUGAACGAGGGUCUUCGUGUCCUCGCGAUCUGUCCUCAUCUCAAAUCCCUGGAGCUGACGCUCUUUCUUCCCAUGUUUCCCGUCGACGACGACGACGGUCCAUUUGUCCACAACACUUUAGAACGCCUACAUCUACGUACUGCAGGUAACCUGGCAGUGCUUAUCGACAAAGUCACUCUGCCGGCUUUGAAGGAUCUGUCACUCUCCGAAUUACAUGGAACCUCACCCAACCCCCCUGUACAGCUUGGCCGGUGGCCACAAUCCCAGUUCCUUCCAUUCCUCCUACGUUCAGGUUGCACCAUCAAGCAAUUCAUCAUUCAGGAGUGGGAUAUCUCAGCAGAAGAGAUAGCGGAGUGCCUCGGACAUCCGCAGAUAUCGAAGUCAUUGGAUCCGUUGUCUAUCACGGAAUAUCACCAAAAGCAUCUGUGCAUGACGGAUGAGGUUCUUAGGCGGUUGACGUAUACCCCAUCAGUUAUCUCGUCAGAAAACGUUCUGUGUCAUGGAGAUGACCAGCUGGCCGAGGACACCCCAUUGGAGACUAUCUGUCCGAAUCUCACGACCAUCAAGCUGUGGGGAUGCAUUUCUGCCCAGGAUGGAAUAUGGUUGAGUCUAGGUGGUUGGCCAGGACCGAAGGCCGCCCCAUCAUGCAACUGA
Molecule: messenger RNA, 1611 nt
Organism: Laccaria bicolor S238N-H82
Lineage: Eukaryota; Fungi; Basidiomycota; Agaricomycetes; Agaricales; Hydnangiaceae
Exons: 3
Coding region: 1-1611 (536 amino acids)
Source: RefSeq, a predicted model, not a curated record